This is a messenger RNA of Lecanosticta acicola, 280 nucleotides long. The record is from the annotation of a GenBank genome assembly. Lineage: Eukaryota; Fungi; Ascomycota; Dothideomycetes; Mycosphaerellales; Mycosphaerellaceae.
AUGGCGGAUACUACGCAGAAUCAAACCGUCGCCGCACAGACGAACACAAACUCCGAAGGCACGAACGCCUAUCGCAACAACAAGUCGAAGAGUAAGUACCGAUGAUACUUCUCUGCUUAGAGACUCGGCUAAUAGCAGUACAGAGCAGGGCGAAGGUAGCGACAAGGCCGAGACGGAGACGAGCGCCUUCGCGAAGAAGGAGAUUGAGCGGCUGCAGAAGGAGGUUGAUGCAUACGCAGCCCAGUUGAAGGCCGAGAGGAACUGUCGUCGGGUUCGGUGA